UACCGCCGCAAAACGAGAUUUGAUUGUGCCGUUUUUUAUAUACAUCUUUCGGUCACAUUACGCACUAAAUUGUGAGCUUUGUAACGUUAUAAAUAAAACUGGCGCGAAAUCUGAGCGGCUUCUCAAAAACUGCGUACCGCAAGCGUUUGUGAUUUAAUGUCGCCAGUUGCGUUGUUAAGCCGCAGGAAUACAAUCAUACUCAACGUCGUCAAUAGAUGGCGCAAAGUGCACAUUGCAGCUGGUGAAGCGGCUGCCAAGCGUAUUAACAAUCAUAACAGCAAUAAUAGAUUCCUCGAUAGUCAGCUACAAGGCACGCUCAGCAAUUUUCGCACAUAUCAAACCUUUAAAGCCAUGGAUGCACCGAAAAAUGUGUUUAGUGGCGUAACAGAUCGCUUCGGUGGUGUUACCGUCGACGGCAAGCAAGAGACGAACCUCGAUCACACACAGUUCAAAGAAAAACUGCAGAAAUCACUGGAUUAUUGGUUGGCGAACAAGAAGCGUGCGAUUUGGUUUCGCGUCUACAAGGAGCAAGCCGAUUGGGUUCCCAUUCUAGCCGCCUCUGGCUUUGAUUUUCAUCAUGCACGCACCGGUGUCGUCAUCAUGUAUCGCUGGCUGCCCACCGACGAAUCCUCCAAUUUGCCACAUUAUGCUCACACACUGCUAGGUGUCGGCGGUUUGGUAAUCAACGAGAAGAACGAGGUGUUGGUUGUAUCGGAUCGUCAUGCCAUCAUGGCAAACAUGUGGAAACUGCCCGGCGGUUAUGUGGAACCAAAUGAGAAUCUAGUGGAUGCCGUGGUGCGUGAGGUGGAGGAGGAAACAGGCGUACGCACCACAUUCACAUCGAUGAUUUGUAUGCGGCAUUCGCACAGCGGCAACUUUGGAUGCUCCGACAUUUACAUUGUGAUGGGCUUGAAACCCAUUAAUCUGGAUUUGACGCCCUGCAGUCGUGAGAUUGAGCGUGUGCGUUGGAUGCCACUCGACGAAUACUUUGUCAAUCCCGAGGUACUCGAGACGAAUCGUUUGGUAGCACGCACUUAUCUGGACAAUCGGAAGCGUGGCGUCGACUUUACGUGCGCCAAUAUGGUGCAUCAGGUGCUGAAGAAGGAGUAUCAGUUAUACUUCGUGAAGGAGAAGGAGGAGGAAUCCAAUAAGUGAUCGAUAGUGGUCUAUACAAAAAGUGCCAAAUACGGGAAAUUCAAUUGCUUGAUUUGUAAUUUGUACAAAGUGCUGAACUUUCGUUUUUUUCUUUUGUUUUGUAGUAAA
Messenger RNA from Drosophila albomicans, 1263 nucleotides. RefSeq lists its product as uncharacterized. The record is from RefSeq and is a predicted model, not a curated record. The coding region runs from base 157 to 1155 and encodes 332 amino acids. Gene Ontology annotation, molecular function: NAD binding; ADP-ribose diphosphatase activity; NADH pyrophosphatase activity. The transcript has 4 exons. NCBI's taxonomy places the organism in Eukaryota, Metazoa, Arthropoda, Insecta, Diptera, Drosophilidae.